Messenger RNA from Anolis carolinensis (green anole), 2232 nucleotides. It is a transcript of the gene ccnl1, whose product is annotated as cyclin L1. Gene Ontology annotation, cellular component: nucleus. The transcript has 6 exons. The coding region runs from base 180 to 869 and encodes 229 amino acids. Lineage: Eukaryota; Metazoa; Chordata; Lepidosauria; Squamata; Anolidae. The record is from RefSeq and is a predicted model, not a curated record. Gene Ontology annotation, molecular function: cyclin-dependent protein serine/threonine kinase regulator activity. Gene Ontology annotation, biological process: regulation of transcription by RNA polymerase II.
AGUACAACGCGUGCCAUUCGCGUCGCGAGGCAGGCGGGGGAAAGGAGGGCGAGGAGGAGGACUCUUUUUUCCCGGCUUGCACUGCUCCGCAGCGCGUUGCGUCAUCGGGCGCCGGGCGCGCAGGGUCAUUCUCUGCGUGGCCGGCUCCGGGUGCGGUCGGACGUUGGAGAUCUUCCGUCAUGGCUUCUACUGGGACUCACGCUUCUCCCGCCGCUGCGGCCCUCCCGCUCGCCUCGGCGCCGCCGCCUCCCCCUCAGGCCGCUCCUCCUUCUCUUCUCCCCGCGGGGAUCCUGAUCGGGGACCGGCUCUACUCCGAGGUCUCGCUGACCAUCGACCACUCGCUCAUCCCUGAGGAGCGCCUCUCGCCGACGCCUUCCAUGCAGGACGGGCUAGACCUCCAAAGCGAAACCGACUUGCGCAUCCUGGGCUGCGAGCUCAUCCAGGCCGCCGGCAUCCUCCUCCGACUGCCGCAGGUGGCGAUGGCGACCGGACAAGUCCUGUUUCAUCGCUUUUUCUAUUCCAAGUCUUUCGUCAAGCAUAGUUUCGAGAUUGUUGCCAUGGCCUGCAUCAAUCUUGCUUCCAAAAUUGAAGAAGCACCUCGUCGCAUAAGAGAUGUGAUAAAUGUUUUCCAUCACUUGCGCCAGUUAAGAGCUAAAAGGACUCCCAGCCCAUUGAUACUUGAUCAGAACUACAUAAACACCAAAAAUCAAGUAAUCAAAGCAGAAAGGAGGGUGCUGAAGGAAUUGGGAUUUUGUGUUCAUGUCAAGCAUCCACAUAAGAUCAUUGUUAUGUACUUGCAAGUCUUGGAAUGUGAACGUAAUCAAACCCUCGUCCAGACAGCUUGGGUAGUCCCUGAUGGUAAGUCAUAGAACUCUGCCCUCUGCAGCACAGCUCAUGACCUGAGGAUGGCCUGAUUGGCUGCCUCUCUCUCCAGCCAAUCCAGUGCAAGCUCUCAGCCAAGAUUUACUGAAGUGGCCCAUAUCCAUCUGGCAGCAUCUUCUAGUUCUGUCGGGGUGUCGAAAGGAUUUGUAUAUUUGAUUCUAGAAGUACUUGUUCAACAUAUGAAAUGUGUACUGUUUUUCUAGUUAUUGUAGUUAUUACACGAGUCAUAAACUGGGUACUUACUGUAGUUCUAGCCAUAAUGAUUCUUUAUUAACUGCUUUUCCAGUUUUGUCUAAAUUUAGAUUUUAAUUAUUUGGGUUUUUUUUAAUUUGUGGGAAUUGCAUGCAAAAGCUAGUAUGCACCUACAUAUUUAGUGUCUGUAUUGAGCUCAGAUAUCCCACUGUUUAGACAUCCACAGUAAAUCAUUUGACUUGUUGGUGGUUCUCCCUUCUGUUCAGAAUAGAAACUUCAUAAUUACAUUCUGAAAUAGUAUUUUUGAAAUGCUAUAUUGAAAGGUAAGGCAAACCUUUGCUUUUUUAAAACAUUACUAUAGAGUAUGUUUAUAACAUUUAUUCAGAUGUGACUUUGCAUAGAUUUUGCAAGGUCUACUAGAAUGUUGCAGCCUUGCCUAUGCUAUAUUGAAGUGUAUUGAAGUCACUCAUUCAAACAAAUAUAUAGCAUGUUGCACACAAAUCCCAUUGAUUUGAAUAGGAAACUUACAUUAUACAAAUCAAAUCAGUGGGCUAUAACAAUGAUGAAUUGGUCAAAUCAUACCACAUUAAGUUUUUUUUUUAUAGGUAUCAUGAGUGAUGCUUUCAAUUAUUAAAUUUGAUAAUUGUAAACAUGUUGUAGGGGAUAACAUCUUUACAUGCUUGAAAUACAAGUUAAUAUUUUAAUUGUGUUGAGUUAUUGUCUUGGUCAUAUAAACACCUUAUUUGCAACUUAAAUUUUAGUUGAUGGGGACACUUCAUGGGAUAUUUUUUAAUUAUGAACCACAAAAUACAUUAUAACAUUUUAAGAUUUUAAUGCUGACCAUCUUUACCAUCACCUUAUUGUGGUGAUGAAGACUAAAUUCAAAGUAAAAUUGAGCUUGUGCUUUGAGAUUCCAGAGAGAUGACUAGACCCCGUUUGUUACAGUGGUCCAGGGGCAUUUGAAGCAUUUUGUCUUCAAGAGAUAUUUGAUUUAAUAAGCCAUCUUUGAGGCAUGUUACUUGACACAGUGAUAUCUAAAUUUCUGGAACGAAGAAAAAAUAAUAAAGUAGAUUGAGUCUCCAAAUGUGUAUUUUGAUUUCAUAGUAGACUUCGAACUUGAAAGACAUUCAAAUUCUCCAUUCUCUUUUGAUAUUUUUU